This is a messenger RNA of Yamadazyma tenuis ATCC 10573, 795 nucleotides long. RefSeq names its product Pga1p (gene PGA1). Gene Ontology annotation, biological process: fungal-type cell wall organization. The record is from RefSeq and is a predicted model, not a curated record. NCBI's taxonomy places the organism in Eukaryota, Fungi, Ascomycota, Pichiomycetes, Serinales, Debaryomycetaceae.
AACACCAGUAAACAUAAAACAUACUGUUUUUCUUUAGCGUGUUGUACUUUUCAUCCAUUUUAGUUGAAGUUACAUCUUAUUCAAUUCACUAGAAUCACCUUUUUUGAGCACCAAAAAUUCUUUCCGCCCAAAUGAACUUUACGAGACUCGUGUUACUCCUUUUCUCAUUGUUCACCACUAUAGCCGCUUUGGCAGACCAAGGCGAUGGUCAGGCAACCACCAACAAAAAAACCACAACGAGUGUCUGGACCACCAUAACCACAAAGGGAAAGACCACUGCCUUCCAAACUGCUUACUUCCAAAGUUUCAUGUCCACCUACUCAGAAGCUAAUACUGAUGAUGUCAAAUCAGGAAAUAUUGGCUUAGCAAGCUCCGCAGACACUUCUCUUGGGGGAAUCAGAACCUACGACCAAACUACCAUCACGCUGCCUAAUGAUGGACACUCGAUGGAAGCUGGCCUUUUCUCAGGAAUCGUGGGAUUAUCUGUGAUUAUUCUCGGGUUGUUGUAGACGAGCGAACCUAGAGCUUGAUAAAUGACCCUGAAACUUGAUUAAUGUCUGUGAAUGGUAGAUAAAUGUGCAAAUGAUGGCCGUAUGACAUUGAGAUUGGUUCAUCGACCAAAGCUUGACAUAUACUUGUGGAAUAGGUUGUGUUUAGCCAGAUGUUGUAUUUGGUUAACUUCAUGAUAAAUAUUCUCAUUUCUCACACUUGACUCACUUCUUACUCCAUCCUUCCAGUACACUUCUUAUAUACUCAAUAAAUACACAUUGGUUUACCGUACCUGUCAAGAUCACG